Molecule: messenger RNA, 1497 nt
Organism: Geosmithia morbida
Lineage: Eukaryota; Fungi; Ascomycota; Sordariomycetes; Hypocreales; Bionectriaceae
Product: Acyl-CoA reductase or other NAD-dependent aldehyde dehydrogenase
Exons: 3
Molecular function (GO): succinate-semialdehyde dehydrogenase (NAD+) activity
Source: RefSeq, a predicted model, not a curated record
CUCGACCGCCCUGACCUGUUCAUCACCGACUCGUUUGUCGGAGGAAAGACUGUAGCUGCCCAGUCUGGCGCUACCUUUGAUGUUCUGGGCUUACAACGGAAAUCAUCACCAGACCCUGGCACUAACAAACCUUGGGCCAAGGUCGCGGACAGUGGGGCGGCCGACGUCGACGCGGCGGUACAGACGGCCCACGAGGCCUUCCAGUCAUACCGCAACAUCUCCAACCGCACGCGAGGUCAAUGGAUCCUCAGGUGGGAUGCCCUGAUGCGCGAGCACAAGAAGGACCUGGCGACGCUUCUCGUAUACGAGACCGGGAAGCCCAUGUACGAGGCCAUCGGCGAGAUGGACUACUCCCUGACCUUUACGGCGUGGUUUUCCUCCGAGGCCGAGCGCAUCCAGGGGACGUGCUUCGUCCCCUCGGCGCCCAACCGCCGCGUCUUCACCAUGAAGCAGCCGCUGGGCGUGGCUGUGGCCCUGGUGCCCUGGAACUUCCCGAUCGCCAUGGUACUGCGCAAGGCCGCGGCCGCCCUCGCGGCCGGCUGCACAAUGGUCGUCAAGCCGUCCCCCGAGACGCCCAUCACGGCCAUGGCCGUGGCCCGCCUGGCCACGGAGGCCGGCUUCCCGCCGGGGGUGCUCAACGUGCUGCCCACGAGCCUUUCCAACACGCCGUCGCUGAGCGAGGCGCUGUGCACGCACCCGCUCGUCAAGAAGGUGACGUUCACGGGGUCCACCCGCGUCGGCCAGCUCGUGGCCAACCACUGCAGCACCGGUCUCAAGAAGGUGGUGCUCGAGCUCGGCGGGAACUGCCCGUGCGUCAUCUUUGACGACGCCGACGUCGAGGCGGCCCUGCGCGAGCUCGUCGGCCUCAAGUGGCGCCACGCCGGCCAGGCCUGCGUCACGGUCAACCGGUUCAUCGUCCAGUCGGGCGUGUACGACCGCUUCGUCCGGCGCUUCACCGAGGAGUCGGCCAAGCUCGUCGUCGGCCACGGCGCCGCCGAGGGCACCACCCUCGGUCCCGUCACCAAGCCCGAGAGCCUCGACCGCGCCGACAGGCUCGUGGCCGACGCCGUCGCCAAGGGUGCCCACGUCGUCGCGGGUGGCGGCCGCAUCAGGGACAAGGGUGACGGCUACUUCUUCCAGCCCACCAUCCUGACCGACAUGUCCCACGAGUCGCGCAUGUCGUGCGAGGAGUGCUUCGCCCCCAUCGCCGCCUUUUACCGCUUCGAGACGGAGGACGAGGCCGUCAAGGCCGCGAACGACACCCCCAUGGGCCUCGCCAGCUACGCCUUCACCAAGGAUGUCGACCGCAUCUGGCGUCUGUAUGAGAACCUGGAGGCUGGCAUGAUUGGUCUCAACAGCGGCAAUUCGUCAGCUGCCGAGUCACCAUUCGGAGGCAUCAAGUACUCGGGCUACGGGAAGGAGGCCGGCAAGGACGUUGCCGUGAGCGAGUACAUGAUUACCAAGACGGGCACGUUGACGGUCAACGGUGUGGUAUGA